AUGUAUCCACCCUCCCGCCUUCUAGAGCCUAGAUUCUAUGCUGAACAGCUUAGACUUACGGUAAACCGACAUAACAAGGAUAAAAGACACCAUAAAGAAAUUCACUCUAAUCGCCUUGGCAUUAGCUACGUCGUUCAAUUUAAACGAUUUCGCUCACAAGAUUUAGAUUUACCUAGCGUUAACAACAAAACGAAGGCACGAUGGAAUAGACUUACUACGUCUACACUUAAACAAAAUCACUUCAAUCGCACUAUCACACCUCACUUACUUCCAAACUCACCUGGACAAAGGGUUUUUAAAACCAUUCAACAUCUUCCGUACCAUUAUAAAGGAUACACUCCUACAAAAUAUUCUGACAUAUAUAAAAAUUCAUCUAAUGGUUUUAUGUACUUUAACCGACAACGUGAACGCCAAAGGAUUAAGAAUUGGAUCCGUCGUACUAAAAAACGCAACCGUCUCAAGAAACAAUUACCUCCACUACCUGCCGGUUUCGUUGGGGACCAGCGUAUAUAUUACCACGAUACGUAUAACAUCAACCUGUUUGAUUAUAAUAUUCGACGACGCUAUAACGUCAGUUCGAUCCCUCAAUACAAUUACGGUUAUUCCAAAGCGGUUGAGCUAUACCGUCAACAUCAUGAUAAAUACGUCACGAUGAAUUUUAUACAACCACCUCCUAACGUUUCCUACCAUAUUAAAAAGAAUGAUCAUUAUAUUUUUAAUGAUCCAAACAUUUUUUUCCGGCACACACCUCCUCCGGAUAAGGACUCGCACACUACCAUGAGCGACAUUUCUUACGUUUCGGCUAGUGAAGGACCUUCCGUUGUGGAAUUUCCGCCUACGCCGUCACAUGAUUAA
This is a messenger RNA of Rhizophagus irregularis DAOM 181602=DAOM 197198, 855 nucleotides long. The record is from RefSeq and is a predicted model, not a curated record. Lineage: Eukaryota; Fungi; Glomeromycota; Glomeromycetes; Glomerales; Glomeraceae.